AAAACAUCGUGAGAACGCGUCACUAAGUCUAGACUUUAACUCAAACCUAUUUUUCACAUCUGAGUGUAUGUUUGAACAAAGAUACCAAAUCCUUUGCAGUAUUUGCUGAGAGAUCGAGGUGGAAUCCGUCUUUAUCUGCAAUAUCUUUUAUUGUUGCUGAUAUCAAAUGUUUGCGGUGACAGACACACAUAAUUCAGACAAUUAACAACUCUGGAAGUGAACACUUGUUAUUAACUAUUUAUUAUUUUCAAUUUUUGUCAGUAACCAUACGUUUUUCAAAGCAAAAACUAUCAAAAUGCGAAACGCAACUAUCGCGGUGUCUCCUAUUUAUUUUAACAUAGCUGAGUACUGUUUGUUCGGCUUGAUUCUCGGUGUGAUAGUGUUUAUAACUGUGCACUAUUUGUUUGUCAACACGAAAUAUAACACGGUAGCCGGGUUCUUGUUCGGCGGGAAAAAUAUGUCGAUCAUAUCAAUCUCAUUGGCUUUAACAGCGAGCCACCUGACCAGUAUAACUCUUCUGGGAGUGCCCGUUGAGAUCUACCUACGAGGAACUCAGUACUGGGCGUCGGCGUUAUCUCUAGUCGUGGUUACUUUCCUCACCGCCGUUAUUUAUUUGCCAGUAUUCCACAGGCUCCAGCUAUCAUCCAGCUUCGAGUACCUGGAGAUCCGGUUCUCGACCCACACGAGAACCAUCGCGGCAGUUCUCUUCGUCGUCAGCAAGCUGAUGCUCCUGCCUAUUGUCCCUUAUGUACCGCUCACGGCGUUUAGAUUAGUUACAAAAGUUCUCGCCGCUCGUAUAGUAGCAGUAAUCUGUGUAGCCUGUUCCACGCUUGUGGCUAUUGGGGGUCUUCGGGCUAUAGUCAGUGUGGGUAUAGUCACGACGUUCCUGGCGUUAGCCGGUACUGCCUUACCGAGCGGUCUGGCUCUCCUGCCUAUGGGCUUCAAGAGAAUGUGGGAGGUGUCCAGCCAAGGAGGAAGAUUGGUGUUUUAUGAUCCCGAUCCUGAACUAGCGCACCACACGUCGUUCUUCGUAGUGACAGUAGCUUUAAGCACAAACUGGCUCUGGAAGAUGGCUCUCAGUCAGUCCUCUCUCCAGAAGCUUCUAGCAGUAAGCACCAUAGGCAAGGCCAGGGUGUGCCUAGCCCUCUCCUGCUUGGGGAUCAUAUUCAUGAAGAUGUUGUCCUGUUUCCUGGGCCUGACGAUAUACGCGUGGUUCGCUGGGUGCGAUCCGUUACUGACGGGACAGAUUAAGAAACAUGAACAGUUGGUGCCACAUUUUCUAAACAAUCUGGCUACUAUGUUUCCUGGGAUUUGUGGGAUCUUUAUAAUAUCAAUAUUUUGCGCCACAACUGGAUGUAUAGCAUCCCUGAUCAACUCAAUAUCUGGUGUGCUAUUCGAAGAGUUCAUCAGACCCUGGAUGCCUUUGAGGACCAAAGAAUUGACAAGCUGCAGGAUUAUGAAGUUACUUUGCGUUCUCGUCGGGGUAUACUGCGGCUGCGUGGUGUGGCUGGCCAAGGAGUUGGACCGGUUACAGCACGUGGCUUCAGGUGUCACAGGUGUCACCGCGGGGACACUACUCGGCCUCUUUACCCUGGGCAUCGUGUUCUCCAGAGCUAAUUGUUCGGGGGCGUUAAGCGGGUGCCUUCUAAGUCUUGUGCUCUGCGGCUGGCUACUGGUGGGGGCGGAGAACGCGCUCGCGACGGGGGCACUGACCUUCCAGGGGAAGCCCAUGCACACUAUGGGCUGCGGCAAGAACUUCACAGAGGUCAACGUCACCACCGUUGUACGGGAGGCUGUAAAGAUACCAACGAAGCCCAUGCAGUCUAUUUUCCGAAUCUCCUUCACGUACUGCCCCUUCGCUGGCGCAGUAUCUGUUCUCAUCAUCGGCAUCGCCAUGAGCUACUUGACCGGCAAGGCCAAGACUGACUCCAUCAACCCUGAUGUCUUCUGCCCGCUGACCCAGAGCUUCCUCCACAAACUCCAGAACAGAAGUCCCACGGUCUCCAUGGAGUUGCGACCGCCGAAUACUGAGGAGGUGUACAUGGCGCUGGACGAAGCGUUGAAGCACCUGAAAGAAGUGAUAGAUCGAUGAUUGUUA
Aricia agestis (brown argus) is the source of this 2098-nucleotide messenger RNA. Its product is annotated as sodium-coupled monocarboxylate transporter 2-like. The record is from RefSeq and is a predicted model, not a curated record. Bases 296 to 2092 code for a protein of 598 amino acids. The transcript has 10 exons. Gene Ontology annotation, molecular function: symporter activity. Lineage: Eukaryota; Metazoa; Arthropoda; Insecta; Lepidoptera; Lycaenidae. Gene Ontology annotation, biological process: transmembrane transport; sodium ion transport. Gene Ontology annotation, cellular component: membrane.